AUGGAUUUUCCGUCACAUCUUAUCAUCACCUCUCCUCAUCGCCUUUCCAUUUUGCUAGUGACGAGGCGUGGUCGCCCUGAAAACUCGGAUACUCCCAUCUCCGUUCUGCUGCCUCGUAUUCCCUCCUGCUGUUGCCUACCACCUCUUUCCACUGCUGCUGCCGCUCCUCCCCUCCGUCCUCUGCUACUAUCCCUCCUCCCCAGGCUCGCCCCAUCAGCCAUGGCUCGGAUGACUGCAGUGGCCAUGCUGUUGCCAGGGCUGCUGGCCGGCCUCGCCAUUGGCGCUGCCAUCGCUGCCGUCACCAUCAUCAGCAUCAUGCCUCUUGACAAGAAUGCUUGUUGUCGUGCCCCAGUUGCAGAUGAUGCCAAUGCCACUGCCAUGUGUCAGAAUGGCACAUGCCGACCUCACACUCCGGCCCAUUCCAUCGCCGCCUCCCCUCAGCAUGCCCACGCUCUCAAUUCUCCAGGUGGGGUUUAUCUACUCGUGCUGUAUUCUGCCAUCGCAACUCUCAUGGCACUACUGUGGGGGAUGGGCGUGACCCACACACAAGUGAGAGCAUGGGUGCAUCAGCAUGGCUUGGCUGUGGCUGCUGGGCUGAUGAAGCUGAAGAGUGCAAGCAAGGGCCUCGUGGCGAUGGAGAUGAGAAUGAGAGCGCUUGGCGUGCAGCUGGAAGAGACAAGGAGGGAGUUGGAGGAGGCUGAGAGGAGACGAGAAGUAGAGAUGAGGGAGAUGAAAGGGCAGUUGGAGGAGACAAAGAGGGAGUUUGCAGCAGAUUUGGCAGCAGCGAAGGUCGCUAUGACAGAGCAAUGGAAUAUGACUGAUAGGGGAAGUGACUUGGCACGGAGAGGAAAUGAGAGUAGAAAGGGAGAGGAAAAUUUGCGAGUGGAGUUGGCAAGGGAGAGGGAGGAAAUGAUACAAGAUCUGAAGAUGAAUAUUGAGCUGGAAAUUAGCCAGAGUGAAGGCGAUCGGAAGGCUGCAUGGCAGGUCCAACACGUAUGA
Messenger RNA from Closterium sp. Naga37s-1, 999 nucleotides. Lineage: Eukaryota; Viridiplantae; Streptophyta; Zygnematophyceae; Desmidiales; Closteriaceae. The record is from the annotation of a GenBank genome assembly.